ACGCUGUCAUUAUACAGUAAUCACUCCAAAACAUUUCCUAAUUUUUCUUUUUCUUCUGCAACCUCCAAAAAGAACCCCAAAGCCAACUUGACGAACACAAACAUUUCUUUCAUUCUUAAUUUUUUUUCUGAAAAUAAAAAUGUCGUGGUUAAGAUCCGCCGUGAACAAGGCAGUGGAGGUCGGAAACAAGAACAAUCUGACACGCGCCGUCAAGAACUAUGCCGACUCCGUCGUUCAUCAAGCCGGUCAAGCUGUUGCUGAAGGAGCUAAAAUAUUGCAAGAUCGCAUUGGGAACCGGAACUAUAAAAGUGUUAAGCAAACGAUUAAGAGACUUGAGGAGGCUGCUGUUACUUGUAGAGGACCUGAGAGGGUUAUGUUAUUAAAAAGAUGGUUGCUUGUGCUUAAUGAAGUUGAAAAGUUAUCAGUGGCAGCAGCAGCAGCUUCAUCUGACUAUAAACAAAGGACCCUUGAGCAACACCUUUUUCCUGAAGAUGGAAAGGAAAGCCCAAGAAGACAGUCUAUGGUACUGUAUUAUGAUUCUGAUAUUGGGGGCGAGCCAAUGAAUUUCUGUGAUGUUUUUCUCCAAAGUCAGGCUUUGGAGGGAAUAACAUUGUCCAUGAUUCUUGAGCCACCUAACGAUGAAGAGAUUUCUUUGCUCCUGGUGAUAUUUGGGAUCUGUCUAACUGGAGGAAAAGAAGUUCAUAAUGCAAUUGUGAGCAGCAUUCAGGAUCUGGCUACAGCUUUCCGUAGCUACCAAGAUGAAGUGUUGGUGAAGCGGGAGGAAUUGCUUCAAUUUGCACAGGGUGCUGUUACAGGGUUGAAAAUUAGUGCUGAUCUUGGCAGAAUAAAUGCUGAAGCCACUGAUCUGAAGAACAAACUUGAAGCAAUAAUUAGUUCUAAGAAGCCAUCAAGUGAAGUGCCUGAUGGAACAGCUAAAGCAAAUAUAGAGGUUCUGAAAGAAGCUCUGGCUCAGAUUCGUAUUUGUUCCAGAUUGCAAGGGCUUUUAUUAAAAAAGAAGAAUUUAAGUUUUGGGGACUCUCCGGAGGUUCAUGCUCAAAAGGUUGACAAGUUGAAGGUCUUAUCAGAAUCCCUUGCUAGCUCCGCAUCAAAAGCUGAAAAGCGCAUCUUAGAUCACAGCAGAAUUCAAAAAGAAGAAGCUUUGAAAGUUCGUGUUGCUAAAGCUGAUGAAGCUAAUGAAAAAGAGAAGGAAAUAUCAGCUGAGAUUGUUGUACUUGAAAAGCAAAGAGAUGAACUUGAAGCUCAACUGAAAAAGGUUAAUAUCUCCUUGGCUGCUGCAAAUGCACGGCUUCACAAUGCUAGAGAAGAGAGGGACCAAUUUGAUGAAGCUAACAAUCAGAUAAUUGAGCAUUUGAAGACAAAGGAAGAUGAGCUGUCAAAAUCUAUUGCUGCAUGCAAGGUAGAAGCAGAUGUUAUCAGUACCUGGAUUAAUUUUCUAGAAGAUACUUGGGUUCUCCAGCGUUCAUAUACAGAAAUGAAGGAGAAGCAGGUCAAUGAUGAGCUAGAGAGACAUGAGGACUAUUUCAUGAACUUGGCAAUUCGUCUCCUCUCUGAUUACAAGAAAGAAUUGGGGCCUGCUAUCAGCCGCAUUGGGAAAUUUGUGGAAAAUUUAAAGAAAUUGAGUGAAGGGUCAGAGAUGGGAUCCAGUGUGGAUCAUGAUGACUCUAAAGCAUUAAAUCCAAGGAAAAAUCUCGAGGAAGAAUAUUUGGAGUACGAAGUUAAGAUUAUAACUACCUUCAGUGUGGUGGAUAACAUGAGGGAGCAGCUUUAUGGUCAACAGGGGGCCAUUUAUAGGAAAGAUGAAACGAUGACUAAAGAGCUAUUUGAUGAUAUUGAGAAGCUGAGAAAGGAAUUUGAAUCUAUUGAGAGACCAAUUCUAGAAGUGGAGACUCCACCAACCCCGAAGGCAGAAACUGUGUCUGAGGAGCCACUAGGAAGUCCAACCCAUAAAUUGAUUCCAGAGUCCUCCAGUACACCAAAAUCGGAGAUAGAUGGGCAACCCAAGGCACCUGCAGUUGAGGAGCAGCUGGUGCUUGAUCCUGCAGCUGAACUAGCAAAGCUGGAGUCGGAGUUUGGGAAGGAUGCUAGAGAUUACUCAGGAGAAGAGAUUGGUGAUUGGGAAUUUGACGAGCUCGAAAGGGAGCUGAGAUCUGGUGAUACAACAAUAAGCAAGUGACCAACAGGCCUUCCGAGAAAAUGAAAAUCCACUGAACAAGCAAGCUAUGCACAAAUCUGUACUCCUUCCCCAAAGCUGAAAUCUUUUUUAUAUCCUGAGCUUUUUGGUGUAACUUAUUUGUAACAUCGAAUGGAGUUCCAACUUACAAUUUGUUCAUUCUUCUGUAAAUUGUCAAAAGUUGUAUGUUGUAAGGUGGAAAUUGAUGAAACAAAAAGAAUAAAAACUAUGAAUGUAAAUGUUUUUAGCUGCAAUAUUAUGGGACAAAUGCCUUGGCUA
This is a messenger RNA of Ricinus communis (castor bean), 2470 nucleotides long. Its product is annotated as shootin-1. Bases 140 to 2194 code for a protein of 684 amino acids. NCBI's taxonomy places the organism in Eukaryota, Viridiplantae, Streptophyta, Magnoliopsida, Malpighiales, Euphorbiaceae. The record is from RefSeq and is a predicted model, not a curated record. The transcript is spliced from 18 exons.